UUUAAUAUUUUAGAGAAUAAGGACCAUUUUAUCUAAUAAAAUCUAGUCUUCAUUUUUUUCAUAAAUGCCACAGAAAGUGUGUACUUUUACUGUGAAAUGCAGUGUAUUCUUAAUAUCUUGUAUUUUAAGUGGAUUACGAAUCAGUAAAUCACAAAGCUGCGUUGAUUCAAGCUUGAGAGCUGGAAACUGUGUACCUACGAGUUCAUGUCCUCAAUUAAUUCAGGAAUACUAUGAAGCUUCAAGAACUAAGUCGUAUUUUAGCGAUUUACAGGAUUUUGUGAGCAGUUCAAUGUGUGGGUUUGAUGGAAAUAAUUUCAUGGUAUGUUGUGCCACAUCCCGCAGUCUAGAACGGCCAGUAAAAUCUACUUAUAUGUUACAAAAUCCCGUUGCUACGCAGCAAAAAAAUCCAAAUGUUUUCACAUUUCAAUUUGCAUCGCUGAAUUCAAAUCCAAGUAGACCAACAUCAUUAGGAGUUAACCCAACGGAGAGUUCACAAAUAGUUCCGGCGUUAAAGCCAACACCAGUGAAUAUACUUGUACCAGAAAGUUCCAAAGGACCUGCCCCAUUGCCAAACAAUCCUACUUAUCCUAUAUAUUCGCCCAUUUUGUCAUUCUCCGAGCCAAAUAUUAAUGCUUCCAUGGUUGUUGCACUAACGCGGUACACAGCUACGAUGGGAAGAGGUGCCUGCGGCUUGAGUGCCGCCUAUACAAAUAAAGUUGUAGGUGGUAUGGAGGCAAGACGAGGCGCAUACCCAUGGAUGGUCGCUUUGGGCUAUCGCGAUGAAUACCAUCCAGACGCUCUGAAGUUCCUCUGCGCCGGUAGUUUAAUAUCGAGCCGUUAUGUUCUAACUUCUGGACAUUGCAUUAGUGCUUUGCUUAUCACAGCGCGCCUAGGUGCGCAUGAUAUUAGUAACCUGAAUGAGGUGGGUGCCAUUAAUAUACCUAUCGAACGGAAAAUAGUUCAUGAGCAAUAUGAUUUGAGGCAUGUAGUUAAUGAUAUUGGAUUGGUACAACUGGCUGUACCUGCACCAGAAACAGCAUAUAUUGGCACAAUUUGUCUACCCGAAGGACCACGAUUCGCAGAGAAUUUGGCUGGCAUGAAUCCGUUCGUUGCUGGUUGGGGUGCAGUUAAGUUUCAGGGUCCCAGUUCAAACGUUUUGCGUGACGCGCAGGUACCGAUAGUGAGCCAGCAGACUUGCGAACAGUCUUAUAAAUCCAUAUUUCAACAUAUGGUUUUUGUUGAUAAGUUCAUUUGCGCCGGCAACUCAUACUCGGACGCUUGCCAGGGGGAUUCCGGUGGACCAUUAAUGAUGCCGAUGCUGGAAGAUGGCGUUUAUUGUUAUUACAUAAUUGGCAUAGUGUCUUAUGGGUAUGAAUGUGCUCGAGUUGGAUUUCCUGGGGUUUACACACGCUUGGCUUCCUAUAUGCCGUGGAUUCUCAGCCAUAUGGUGUAAUGCUACAUCAACCAACAAUUGCUAUACUAAUACGAAUACAAUAUUAGGGAUGCAAAUGUAGUAUAAGUUAAUGAGUUAUCAUGAAAUAUUUACAUGAAAUAUUGUUACGGUUUAAAAAAAGCAUAUACUUGUAAAUAUAAUAUAUAACACAUGGGCUGAAAG
Messenger RNA from Anastrepha ludens (Mexican fruit fly), 1615 nucleotides. Its product is annotated as venom serine protease Bi-VSP-like. The record is from RefSeq and is a predicted model, not a curated record. Bases 65 to 1453 code for a protein of 462 amino acids. The transcript is spliced from 7 exons. Lineage: Eukaryota; Metazoa; Arthropoda; Insecta; Diptera; Tephritidae. Gene Ontology annotation, molecular function: serine-type endopeptidase activity. Gene Ontology annotation, biological process: proteolysis.